CACCCUCCGUCAGAGAUCGUCAGCGCGGGUAUGUUCGGCUGAGGGGCCCAUCGUGUCGUUUUUCGCGCCCCCUUUUCUGUUUUAUGAGUUUCAUGAGGACGGAUUGCCCGAGGAUCGGCCCCAUAAAGUUUCGGGACUUCAAAGUAAAGAUGUUCAAAAGGUCCUGCCUUUCUAUUAUGUUUCUCCUGCCAUUUCGUAUAGUCCUUCCAAUUUCUUUGAAACAGACACCGAUGGAGGCUCAGAAAAAUAACCACAGGAACAUAUCUAUAAUAUUGGAUAACUUGUUGAGAGGAUACGACAACAGCAUAAGGCCGGAUUUCGGAGGUCCACCAGCUGUAGUGGAGGUCGACAUCAUGGUUAGGAGCAUGGGUCCGAUAUCCGAAGUUGAUAUGACGUAUUCGAUGGACUGUUAUUUCCGGCAGACGUGGGUCGACCGUAGACUGGCCUUUCCAGGAAACGCCAGCGAUACUUUGGCGUUGAGCAUCUCCAUGCUGGGCAGGAUAUGGAAGCCUGACACGUAUUUUUACAACGGUAAACAAUCCUACCUACACACGAUAACUACACCUAAUAAAUUCGUCAGGCUGUACCAGAAUGGAAGGGUGCUGUAUUCUUCAAGAUUGACCAUCAAGGCAGGAUGUCCCAUGAACUUGGAGGAUUUUCCUAUGGAUAUACAGAGGUGUCCCCUAAAAUUUGGAUCAUUUGGUUAUACUUCCCGAGAUUUGGUUUAUAAGUGGAAUGACAUAAGACAAGUGGCGAUAGCGGAAGACAUGAAGCUUUCGCAGUUUGAUCUUAUAGCUACCCCAGCUGCAAACAGAACUGAUACUUUGUCCAACAGUGACACACAUGCAGCUAGAUAUUCCAUGCUGUUGGUCAGUUUCCAUCUUCAGAGACACAUGGGAAAUUUUUUGAUCCAAGUCUAUGGGCCCUGUGUCCUGCUAGUGGUUCUUUCAUGGGUUUCGUUCUGGUUGAAUAGAGAAGCAACAGCUGAUCGUGUAUCGUUAGGUAUCACCACCAUUUUGACAAUGACGUUCCUGGGGUUGGAAGCUAGGACGGACCUGCCGAAAGUUCCUUAUCCCACAGCUCUUGAUUUCUUCGUUUUUCUAGCUUUCACAUUUAUUUUUGCCACGAUAAUACAGUUCGCAGUUGUGCAUUACUUCACCAAGUACGGAUCUGGUGAAUGCUAUUUCAGCGCCGAUUUCAGCUCAGACUCUAGUAGUGAAGACGAGGACUGGGCAUCGUUGGAAACAACCGAAUAUAUUGCCAGGGAUACCAACCGCAUAGAACCAACAAACCAAAUAAACGCCAACAAUGACCCUAACUUCAUCGAAGUCAUCCCCUUGUCAGCCUGUACCAUCCCGAUGCCCAGGAGACCAUCUCAGAGCUGGUCCCACCUAUCCUGUCUGAAGAAGAACAGCUCGGACCGCGAACCUGUACCAUCGAACAACACCAACGUUGUGCAAAUCGAGAAAGAGAGGAAGCUAUCUGCCAGCAUAAACCACCAACACCCGAAGAGAAGAAAGAAGAAAAGGACGCCUAGGUUCAAUUCCGUCUCGAAGAUCGACAAGGCGUCCAGAAUUGUGUUCCCCGUUCUUUUUGUUACGAUAAAUUUGUUCUAUUGGUAUUGUUACUUGUCUAGAACUAAGCGGUUGAGGAAUUUGGCGUAGGGCAAGUGUCUGAGCUGAUAAGGGUUUCGUUUAUAGGCCUGUCGAUAUGUCUAUGGAAUCUUUCAGUAUUUGGGAGGAUGGAAUAGCGAGAAAGUGAUGAAAGAAAACUUGUUUCUUUUAUUAUUUUGAAUAAAAUUACAUCUGUAAAUGACAGAUGUAAAAGAAGUCCCUUGCCCAAAUUUGUAAUAUAGGCAUAGAGAAAUGGACUGAUGUCCCGAUGUACCAAGAUAUGACUAUAUGUCUAUGUUUCAGGCAUAGAUGGAAAGGGCCAGAGAGAAAGGUCUCUGGAAAGGGCAGCCAAUUUAAUGCUGGCAUUGCUCAGUCCAUUUCUCUAUGUCUAUGAUUUGUAGCAAACCAGAUCACAAAAAUAUAGGUUCCUUCAUGAAAAUAUAUUACGAAUUAAUUUAUUCAUAACCGAUCUCCACGAAUACUGAAAGAUUCAGUCAUUUUGCAGAUUGAUUUUCAUAUUUUGUAUGUUUAUAUUGUCAUUUUUGAUUCCCUAUAGGGAUUUGAAUAAUUCCUUACAAUAAGAAAUAAAAUGUUUUAGUGUGCGGUAUUGCUGUUAAUAUCAUUAAUUGACCGAUUGGUUCUUCGAUAAAUA
Messenger RNA from Coccinella septempunctata (seven-spotted ladybird), 2265 nucleotides. RefSeq names its product gamma-aminobutyric acid receptor alpha-like (gene Grd). Bases 84 to 1664 code for a protein of 526 amino acids. The record is from RefSeq and is a predicted model, not a curated record. Gene Ontology annotation, biological process: regulation of membrane potential; signal transduction; monoatomic ion transmembrane transport. Gene Ontology annotation, cellular component: membrane; neuron projection; synapse. The transcript has 10 exons. Lineage: Eukaryota; Metazoa; Arthropoda; Insecta; Coleoptera; Coccinellidae. Gene Ontology annotation, molecular function: extracellular ligand-gated monoatomic ion channel activity; GABA-A receptor activity; neurotransmitter receptor activity.